ACUCAAUCAACAGAGUUUUUGUUCGACUUGGGUCACCAGAUCAGAAGACCUAGACCUAGUUUCUUGGUAGUUCAUUGUACAUCAUGUCAUGGUAUUCAACGAGUGGCGCCAAAAUACUAAGUUCCGACGAGAGAAAUGGUGUUCAGUAAAGUUAACCACACUUUUCUUGAUCGUAUGGCGAAGUACGUCUCCAGCCUCGUUUUGUAAAGUGCGAUUAUUGCAAUUCUCUUGACGGAUAUAAGUUAGUUGUGUUGACAUCGACACAAUAUCACAGCUGUUUUCUUCCUUCUUCCUCCUUUUUUUUCCUGUUAUGGCGUCUGCGCUAGGACGUCAUGAAGUCAGUAGGUCACUCUCAUCACCUCAAAAUCAGAUCAUUACGGCAGCAAACCAUCAUGGAAGGCCACAAUCGUCUCGUCAGUCCAUCGACGAGCUUUCUGCUGGUCCUGUGCUCAGUGCAACGCGAGUAAAAAGAACACAAAGCAGAAGCAGAGACAAGCGAAUCGUCUGCAGUGUGGAAGGCGGUGCUGAAGUGACUGGACAAUCAGCGUCGGCCGAACCUCUUUCGCCACUUUUAUUUGUGAUAUUUCUGUCCAUAUUUAUUGUUUCCUGGGAGAACUUAAUUGUAAUUUCAAAGAAGUGAUCUCUUAUUAGAUCGAAAAUGCCUCUGGAAAAUUUGGAGGAACAGGGCCUUGAGAAGAAUCCUAACUUGGAAUACGCUCAAUGGAAGUUUCUGCUUAGCCUCAAUGAACACAAAAAUGAUACAACUUUGCAAAACCGGCUGCUUGAUGCCAUCAAACAAGAUAGCAUGGCUUCAUUUUACGAGGAAGUAUGCCGUGAUUUAAACUGGCCUCUAGACCAAAAGCUGUUAUCAGAGAUGAAAUCAGCUAAUGAAGAAAAGUUAAAGCAGCUUGAGGAAACGAUUGAGGAUGCUGAGAAGAACCUUGGAGAGAUGGAAGUUCGUGAAGCCAACCUCAAGAAAUCUGAAUUUUUGUGUAGGAUUGGUGAUAAGGAAGGUGCUAUCUCAGCAUUCAGGAAAACCUAUGAAAAAACUGUAUCCCUUGGACAUCGGCUGGAUAUUGUGUUUCACAAUCUUCGUAUAGGUCUUUUCUACUUGGAUCAUGACUUAAUUACUAGGAAUAUUGAAAAGGCCAAGAGCCUGAUUGAGGAAGGUGGUGACUGGGACCGCCGCAACAGACUUAAGGUGUACCAAGGCCUUUAUUGUGUCUCAAUCCGUGACUUUAAGGGAGCGGCUAACUACUUCCUGGAUACCGUGUCAACCUUCACCUCCUAUGAGCUAAUGGACUACAACACAUUUGUCCGCUACACUGUUUAUGUCAGCAUGAUUGCUCUUCCCAGGAACGAACUACGUGAUAAGAUCAUCAAGGGAUCUGAGAUUUUGGAAGUACUCCACACUAAUUCUGAUUUGAAGAACUACCUGUUCUCUUUGUAUGACUGUCACUACAGUGACUUCUUCAAGAACCUUGCCAUGGUAGAAGGUCUGCUCAGGAGAGACUACCUAGUUGCUCCACAUUAUCGGUACUAUGUGCGGGAAAUGCGAAUUUUGGCAUACACUCAGCUCCUUGAAUCAUAUCGCAGUCUUACUCUGCAGUACAUGGCAGAGGCAUUUGGUGUGACCGUUGAUUUCAUUGACCAGGAACUAUCAAGAUUUAUUGCUGCUGGCCGUCUCCACUGUAAGGUGGACAAAGUUGGUGGUAUUGUUGAAACCAAUCGUUCAAGACGCACAGACUCAAAGCACUGGCAAUAUCAGGCAACAGUGAAGCAGGGAGAUCUUCUUAUAAACCGAGUUCAGAAGCUUUCUAGAGUAAUUAAUAUUUAGUUAAGUCACCAAAUUUAUACUAUUUCAUUGUAUGGUUUGUCAAAAGUGGUACCCUUUCUUCUUGUAUUUAUAGACUAAUAAAUAACUUUUCUAAUCAA
Thrips palmi is the source of this 1935-nucleotide messenger RNA. RefSeq names its product 26S proteasome non-ATPase regulatory subunit 6 (gene Rpn7). The record is from RefSeq and is a predicted model, not a curated record. Lineage: Eukaryota; Metazoa; Arthropoda; Insecta; Thysanoptera; Thripidae. Gene Ontology annotation, biological process: proteasome-mediated ubiquitin-dependent protein catabolic process. The transcript has 8 exons. The coding region runs from base 659 to 1837 and encodes 392 amino acids. Gene Ontology annotation, cellular component: proteasome regulatory particle.